Messenger RNA from Cajanus cajan (pigeon pea), 1830 nucleotides. Its product is annotated as 2-methylpropanoate--CoA ligase CCL4. The record is from RefSeq and is a predicted model, not a curated record. Lineage: Eukaryota; Viridiplantae; Streptophyta; Magnoliopsida; Fabales; Fabaceae.
AUGGAACAGCUCAAGCCAAGCGCCGCUAACUCUUUCCCCCUGGACAGAGCAGCAACCGUCUACGGCGACACUCCUUCAGUCAUCUACAACCAAACCACCUUCACCUGGUCCCACACGCGCCGCCGAUGCCUCCAGCUCGCCUCCGCCCUCACCUCCCUCGGCAUCCGCCGCGGCCACGUCGUCUCCGUCGUCGCCCCCAACAUCCCCGCCAUGUACGAGCUCCAUUUCGCCGUCCCCUUCGCCGGCGCCGUCCUCAACAACAUCAACACCCGCCUCGACGCCCGCACUGUCUCCGUCAUCCUCCGUCACGCGAGUUCCACCCUAGUCUUCGUGGACUGCGCCUCACGCGAUCUGGUCCUCCAAGCCCUAUCCCUCUUCCCUGAAAACAGUCAACGCCCAAUCCUUAUUCUCAUCACCGACGACACAGUGGAGAAAACCUCACCCAGCGUUGAUUUCAUGGACACGUACGAGGGCCUCGUCAGCAAGGGCGAUCCAAGCUUCGAGUGGGUCCGGCCCAACAACGAGUGGGACCCCAUGAUACUCAAUUACACCUCCGGAACGACGUCGUCUCCCAAAGGCGUGGUCCACUGCCACAGGGGAAUCUUCAUCGUCACCCUCGAUUCACUUAUUGAUUGGGCGGUGCCCAAGAACCCAAUUUUUCUCUGGACGCUUCCACUGUUCCACGCUAACGGCUGGAGCUUCCCGUGGGGGAUCGCAGCCGUGGGCGGCACCAAUAUAUGUGUCCGCAAGUUCGACGCCGAGAUUGUUUACUCUCUCAUAAAACGCCAUCACGUGACUCACAUGUGCGGCGCUCCCGUCGUGCUCAACAUGCUAACCAACUCCCCCGACAACAAACCGUUGGAGAACCCGGUGCAGAUUCUCACCGCCGGAUCGCCGCCGCCUGCGCCGGUGCUCUUCCGGACUGAGGCGCUGGGCUUCGUGGUGAGCCACGGCUACGGUUUGACGGAAACCGCGGGGUUGGUGGUGUCGUGCGCGUGGAAGGAGAAGUGGAACCGGGUUCCGGCGACGGAGAGGGCGCGGCUGAAGUCGCGGCAGGGGGUGAGGACGGUGGGGAUGGCGGAGGUGAAGGUGGUGGGUCCGACGGGGGAGAGCGUGAAGCGCGAUGGGGUCAGCGUAGGGGAGAUUGUGAUGAGAGGAGGGUGUAUCAUGUUGGGGUACCUUAAAGACCCCGAAGGAACCGCGAGUUGUUUGAAGAAUGGUUGGUUCUACACGGGUGAUGUUGGUGUCAUGCAUGAGGAUGGGUACUUGGAAAUUAAGGAUAGGUCAAAGGAUGUUAUUAUCAGUGGUGGUGAGAAUUUGAGCAGCGUUGAGGUGGAGUCCGUGCUGUAUGGCCAUCCGGCGGUGAAUGAGGCGGCGGUGGUGGCGAGACCGGAUGAGUAUUGGGGUGAGACACCUUGUGCUUUUGUGAACUUGAAGACUGGGUUGAAGAAGAAACCUACGGAAAACGACAUAAUUCAAUAUUGCAGGGAGAAUAUGCCACGUUAUAUGGUUCCAAAGACGGUGAUUUUCAGGGAUGAGCUUCCCAAGACUUCUACGGGUAAGAUCCAGAAGUUUUUACUCAGACAAAUUGCCAAGGACAUGGAUCCCAUUCAAAGUAGAAUGUGAAAGCCCAUUUUCAUGAUUAGCUAUUUUUCCAUACACAGGCUUUGCAUCAAAUUCCUAUUCUAGUAUGUCCAUACAUCUGUUUCUCAUUUUGUAUUUUCACUCCCUUAUUGUGUGUUUGUUAGAGAGAGGAAAGACUCAUGUGACAAUAAAGUUAUGGGAGAAAUAAAAAUUGAGUGGAAAUAAAAUAAAUAAUUUAGUUACUUA